AUGAAGAGGUUGAUCACACUAGGUCUUUUAAUCUGUAUCCUGAUGCUGGGCUGUGUGGCUGAUCCUGGAGUGCAGAGUAAUGCAACUAGUAUCAGUACGAGUACGAGUACUUCCAGGUAUUGUCAGCCAAGUGGCGGAUAUUGUCGAUUUCAUACGGAUUGCUGUUUGGGAAAGUGCAUGCAAGUGCCCGCAGAAUGUCGCUGA
Drosophila takahashii is the source of this 204-nucleotide messenger RNA. Its product is annotated as conotoxin ArMKLT2-0112. NCBI's taxonomy places the organism in Eukaryota, Metazoa, Arthropoda, Insecta, Diptera, Drosophilidae. The record is from RefSeq and is a predicted model, not a curated record.